Molecule: messenger RNA, 1620 nt
Organism: Penicillium cosmopolitanum
Lineage: Eukaryota; Fungi; Ascomycota; Eurotiomycetes; Eurotiales; Aspergillaceae
Product: oleate hydratase
Exons: 2
Coding region: 1-1620 (539 amino acids)
Biological process (GO): fatty acid metabolic process
Molecular function (GO): FAD binding; oleate hydratase activity
Source: RefSeq, a predicted model, not a curated record
AUGGACGGGACACACACUCAAAAUAAAAGGUCUCCAAACGAAACCCAUGCCUGGAUUCUUGGUAGCGGGACUGCAUCUCUCGCAUCGGCAGUUUAUCUGAUACAGCGCGGCAAGCUGCCACCCCAAAAUGUGCACAUUUUGGAUUCACACGUAUCUAUGGGAGCAGCAUUGCACGAUAUGGGUGACUCCGGCCAGGGAUACGAUCAGUUUGCAGGAUGCCUACCUGUUCCAAUCGGAACCCCUUUGAACGAACUUCUGGCGUCCAUUCCCUCGGGGAGGACUCAGGACCCUACAGUGCUGGAAGAGAUCAGAAAGGCAGAAGCGAGUCAUAUGCCUGCAAAUGGGCAUCACCGAACUAAAUUCAUCGUUCAAAAAGGAAGAAGCAAAGAAAACUUACAAGCCAGUAAGCUGGGCUUGAGUGUCAAAAACCGGGUCGAUUUAGCCCUGUUGAUGCUCCGAAGCGAGAAACGCCUGGGUAGGAAUCAAAUCAAGGAUUUCAUGUCCAAAACUUUCUUCCAAAGCAUAUUUUGGACUACAUGGGCCGCUCAAUUUGGUUUCCAACCUUGGCACAGUGCCAUAGAAUUCAGACGAGCUCUUCGUCAAUAUCUCAGGCAAUAUCCUUACCUGAGUAUCCUGAAAUGCUUGGAUAUCACUGGAUAUUACCAAAACGAAUCUAUAUUUCGACCUAUAUACCUCUACCUUUACAACUUAGGAGUGGAAUUUCUCUUUGAUACCAAAGUCACGGAUAUCAUUGUUACCACUGUCCGGGACGGCCGGCAAAAGGUAUCCAGAUUGAAUCUUCUUGCAAAUGGAUUCCAAAUCACAAAGGAGAUAAACACACAAGAUAUAGUUAUUAUUAUGCUGGGUUCCACGGUCUCAGGCUCAUCAACCGGUACAAAUACUCACCAUCCUGUUUGCAAACGCAUUGAGCCAACCGACGAGCUUGAUGAGAAUUGGGCACUGUGGCUAGAGCUUGAGACUAAUCAGCUCACAUUUGGCAAUCCCUACAACUUUUGCACUCGCAUGAACGAAUCGGUCUUAGCUUCCUUCACAAUCACCACCGCAGACCCUUCCCUUUGGGAAUUUUUGGCUUCCAUAGCGGAAGAUGGAGAAGCUGGAGCCAUGAUAAUGCUACCAGAAAGCAACUGGAGGUUACGCCUUUGCAUACCUACUCAGCCCGUUUUUAGCCAACAGCCGAGCGAUACCUACGUGAUUUGGGGCUUCAUGUUGCUCCCGCGACGCAAGGGAAACUAUGUUAAAAAAUUGAUGGAACAAUGUUCUGGUGCCGAAAUCCUCGCGGAAGUGCUUGGACAUCUUGGAUACCCAUCCUUGGUCCACCACACCAUGACCAUUCCUCGUCUCAUGCCACGGAUGACUUCCAUGUUACUUGUCCGCUCGAUGACCGACCGCCCUGAGACUGUACCUGCAAAGUCAUUGAAUUUUGGCUUCGUUGGCCAGUUUGUUGAAAUUCCGCGGUACAGUUCCGUGGAUCUUAGUUAUGGAAUUCGUACUGCGCAGGAGGCUACAUCUCGACUGAUGGGGAUUCCUUUGCCAGAUAAUGCGUGUGAUGACAUUUCCUCUACGCCCGCAAAUUUGCUAAGGCUUUUGUCCUGGAAAUGA